CCCAUGGAAUACCUUCUUGAAUUUCGUUUCUUGUCUUCACAUUUUCGUUCCACCAAAAAACAGAUUAUUUCAUGGCGUUAUCCUCUUCCACUAUAUUGCUUGUUAAGUCGCAAUAUAUCUCUCUUUAUUCUUCUAACUCAUCACUUGAUUUCAGAAGAAGAACAUCUUUAAUACCUCAACAACCAUGGUUACCAGCUGAAACUAGAGUUAGAAUCAGGCCCAUUUCUUUAUCCAUUAUAAAUGCUCGAGCUGAUGAUAGAAAAGAAGAUAUUGUUAUUAUCGGGGCUGGAAUUGCUGGCCUUGCUACUGCUGUUUCACUUCAGAGGCUGGGUAUUAGAACAUUGGUGCUUGAGCAGGCUGAGUCACUGAGGACUGGAGGAACCUCACUAACACUUUUUAAAAAUGGAUGGAAGGCACUGGAUGCUAUUGGAGUUGGCAAUGAUCUCAGGACUCAGUUUCUUGAAAUUCAAGGGAUGGUGGUAAAAUCAGAAGAUGGAAGAGAGUUGCGCUCCUUCAGAUUCAAAGAUGAGGAUGAAACUCAAGAAGUCCGAGCUGUGGAGAGGAGAGUCCUACUGGAAACACUUGCCAGUAAGCUGCCACCAGAUGCUAUCUCUUUUUCCUCAAAGCUGGCAAACAUUGAAAGAAGUGAAAAUGGUGAAACAAUGUUGGAACUUGAAGAUGGAAUUCGCAUAUCUGCCAAGAUAUUAAUCGCUUGUGAUGGGAUUCGGUCGCCAGUGGCCAAGUGGAUGGGAUUUCCAGAGCCUAACUAUGUAGGCCAUUGUGCAUUUCGAGGCCUAGCAUAUUUCCCUCAAGGACAGCCAUUUGAACCAAAAGUAAACUACAUCUACGGAAGAGGAGUGCGUGCUGGAUACGUUCCUGUCUCUGAAACCAAGGUCUAUUGGUUUAUCUGCUACAAUAACUCAUCACCAGGUCCAAAGAUAACAGAUCCAUCUAUCUUGAGACAGCAAGCUGAACAACUCGUUAGAAAUUGGCCAACAGACCUAAUAAACCUCAUUAAACUUACACCAGACGACACAAUCAUAAGAAGUAGCCUAGUAGAUAGAUGGCUUUGGCCCUCAAUAAGCCCACCAGCCUCUACUGGAAGUAUAGUGCUGGCUGGCGACGCGUGGCACCCAAUGACACCAAAUCUUGGUCAAGGUGGUUGUUGUGCUUUGGAAGAUUCAAUAGUUUUGACCAAAAAACUUGCAGAAGCAAUCAAGUAUAAACGUAUUUCUAUCGAGGAUGCACUCAAAGCAUAUGAAACUGAAAGAUGGCCUCGUAUAUUUCCAUUAACGCUACGUGCAUAUCUUGUAGGUGCACUAUUGCAAUGGGAUAAUCCAGUGAUAUGUUCCCUUAGGGAUAACAUCAUUGUACCUAAGCUUGUUAGGCUUGGUCCAAUUCUGGAGCAUACCAAUUUUGAAUUUGAGCCUCUAUAAGAAACUUUGAAAUUCAUUUACUUGUGUAGAUAACAGUUACAUGAGGUGUACAUCAAAACUACAGAUAUUGCUGUUUAUUAUUGUAUAUACUACAGAGGAGGUCCGUCUUACACUUGCAUUA
Nicotiana attenuata is the source of this 1557-nucleotide messenger RNA. Its product is annotated as FAD-dependent urate hydroxylase-like. Gene Ontology annotation, molecular function: FAD binding. The record is from RefSeq and is a predicted model, not a curated record. Lineage: Eukaryota; Viridiplantae; Streptophyta; Magnoliopsida; Solanales; Solanaceae. The coding region runs from base 72 to 1436 and encodes 454 amino acids. The transcript has 6 exons.